AUGGCCCCUAAUUUGUAUCUCUUGGCGAACAUCACCUUGACAACCAAAACUAAGCAAAUGAUUGAGCUUGAGAGCUGGUUUGGUCACUCUAAGAUACUCAAAGAGACCAAAUCUCUGAAAGAAACCCAAGUCCGAGCUAACGCUCUACUUUUUAAGAUUGACAACAGCAGCGAACCCCUGAUUAAUUUACUGAACACUUCUAAUGCUAAACUAAAAGUUUUGGUAAACGGAUAUCCCAGUCUCGGCUAUGGUUAUCAAGGCCUGGGACAGUUCAAAAUAGCAAUCGGAUACCAUAAACGUCAUCUAAAAUUUCCUAAAGAAGUUGGAGACAAGGCCGAGGAGGGAAUCGGUUAUGAAAUUGCUAAAGAAGUGGGAGUCAAGUCCGAAGAGGGAAGAGUUUAUGGUAAUCUCGGCUGCGUUUAUGCCGAUCUGGGACAGCUUGAAACAGCAAUCGGAUAUCAGCAACGUGGUCUAAAAAUUUGUAAAGAAGUGGGAAACAAGGUCGGAGAGGAAGCAAGCUAUUGCAAUCUCGGUCACGCUUAUUGCAGACUAGGACAGUUGGAAACUGCAAUCGAGUACCAUCACCGUGCUCUAGAAAUUGCUAGGGAAGGGGGAGACAAGGUCGGAGAGGGAGCAAACUUUUGCCUUCUUGGCAACAUUCGUCUAAGUCAAGGAGAGUUUAAAGCAGCAAUCGAGUGUGCUGAACGUCACCUAAAAAUUGCUAAAGAAGAAGGAGACAAGACUGGAGAGGCAUGCUCACUCUGUUCUCUUGGUAAAAGUUUUGAGCGCCUAGGAAAUGUUUUGAAGGCGCUUGUCUACUUUCAGUCGAGUGUAGAGGUGUACGAUGAUAUCAGGGCCAGUCUUCAACUCAACGAUCAGUGGAAGAUUUGUUAUCGUGAUCAACACCAAACGGCGUACAAAGGUUUGUGGCGUACACAUCUACAGCAAGGUAACGUCGUAGAGGCCCUUCUUGCCGCAGAAAAAGGACGUGCGCAGUCUCUGAGAGAUCUCAUGGACACAAGAUAUCAGCCUGGAGAUUCUUCAACAAACAACUCUUCGAACAAUACGUUUCUGAGUGCUGUUCCAUCGAGCACAGUUUUUAUGGCUAUUACUGGUCCUUGCGUUUACCUCUGGGUAAUCCUCAGCAACAAUAACAUCCAGAUGAGAAAGGUACAUGUAAAUAGUUUCAAGUAUGAGGAUGAUUUGGAAAUUUUUAUUGAGCACCUGAACAAAACCGCUCUUGAGGAUAUUGGUGCAAAAAGAAAUGUUAGACGCGAAAACCCUGCGCUUGAUUCGCCGAAACGGGAGGAAAUGGCGGGUGAUGUCGUCCCAAUUAAUGUGUGGUACUCGAAAUCCAGGGCUUUACAGAAGCUUUAUGAAAUCAUCGUUACUCCCAUUGCUGAUUUGAUCGAGGGUAGAGAGCUUACAUUUGUUCCUGAGGGGCCAUUUUGCCUUGUACCUUUCGCAGCAUUGGAGGACUCCAAGUCAACUUAUCUAGGUGAUUCUUUUACAAUUCGUGUGCUUCCGUCGUUGACGACCCUGCAAUUAAUUCCUGAUUGCUCAGCUCAAUUCCAUAUGACGACUGGUGCAUUGCUUGUUGGAGACCCAUGUUUCAAAGAUAUCAUCUACCAGGGAAGACGUUUGCAGCAACUUCCAGGAGCACGGAAAGAGGUAGAGAUGAUCGGACGUUUCCUCAAUAUCGCCCCUCUCACUGGAGAAAUGGCAACAAAAGAUGAGGUGUUAAGCCGAAUGUCAUCGGUGGCGUUGGUACACAUCGCUGCGCAUGGUAAAAUGGAAACUGGAGAAGUUUUUCUGGCACCAAACACCACACGAGAAAACCCAAAACCUCAAGAGAAAGACUACCUAAUGACAAUGAAUGAUGUGGCAGAAACUGGACUGCGAGCACGACUUGUUGUAUUAAGUUGCUGUCACACUGCUCGUGGGGAAGUUAUGGCUGAGGGUGUGGUAGGUAUCGCGCGAGCACUUUUGGGUGCAGGUGCUAGAUCUGUUGUGGUAACCUUGUGGGCGAUUGACGACGAGGGAACCCUGGAGUUCAUGAGUUUCUUCUACGAUGCGCUUGCUAAAGGAAAGAAGGCAAGUGAAGCUCUCAAUCAGGCCAUGAAGUGUAUGAGAGGAAUUGAAAAGUUCAAGGGGGUGAAGUACUGGGCACCAUUUGUACUCAUUGGGGAUGACGUCAGCCUGGAUUUCAACGAUGUUUAGACGCUGAACUGAGGCAGUGAGCAUUGGAAUCUGGAGGAGUUUGUAGUUACCUACAAAUGUUGAUAUUUGGAGCAAAAACCAGGAAGAUACCGAUG
This is a messenger RNA of Stylophora pistillata, 2315 nucleotides long. RefSeq lists its product as uncharacterized. Gene Ontology annotation, molecular function: protein binding. The record is from RefSeq and is a predicted model, not a curated record. NCBI's taxonomy places the organism in Eukaryota, Metazoa, Cnidaria, Anthozoa, Scleractinia, Pocilloporidae.